AUGCGAUCAGUUGGAAACUCCAGUGAUUCUACUUGGGAGGAUUUUUUGAAGGUGGAGAGGAAGCGAAUUGACGGGAUGGUGGAUGUUAAGCGUGACAAGGCAAGUCACCGUUUACAGCCACCUAAACUACCCGUGAGUAAGUGCUCUGACUUCUCCUUCUAUCAGACCCUUGGACGAGGAGGCUUUGGUGAAGUGCGCCUCCUUCGACACAAAACCACACAGACCUGGCACGCUGCGAAGAUAUUGUUGAAGGCAUUUGUCAUAAGCAAGGGGCACGUCACUCACGUUAACAACGAACGAGCUAUUUUGGCCCUGUGCGACAUGCCCUUCAUUGUGCAACUCAAUUACGCUUUUCAGGAUUUGAAGCGGCUCUAUUUGGUAAUGGAAUUUGUGCCGGGUGGGGAUCUUUUUUCAAUGCUGCGGCAUUUACAUCGUUUCGAUGAACGAUUAGCCCGUUUUUAUGGGGCACAAGUGCUUCUGGCCCUGGAGUAUCUUCACCAUCUGCAAAUCAUUCAUCGGGAUAUAAAGCCAGAGAAUAUAAUGAUUUCUCACAACGGCUAUGUGAAGUUAGUUGAUUUUGGCUUUGCCAAAUUUGUAAUCCAUCGGACAUACACCUUCUGUGGGACACCGGAGUACCUAGCACCAGAGAUUUUAAGGCAUCGUGGCUAUGGAUUUUCCGUUGAUUGGUGGGCCUUUGGGAUUCUGCUCUAUGAAAUGGUUGUCGGCGCUUCGCCGUUUGUCAGUCGGGAUGUUGCCAAUACUUAUGCCAAGAUCCUCGAUCCUCGACGCGAUCCUUUAGAGAAUGUCAUCACAAGUGGGCUGGUACGUAUAGGCGAAACUCUGCGCCAUCUUUUGCGCCAGUUACUCCAGCGCGAGGUGUCUCAGCGAUACGGCUCGUUGGCGAGGGAGGGCCCAAGGGAGAUUCGGAACCACCCAUGGUUUUCUAGUGUUGAUUGGGACAGUCUCUUUGAGCAAAAGAUUUCCCCGCCUUAUGACUACACGAUGACCCCCAGACCUUCAGCACACGAACAUGCAGAUCAGGCCCUGGAAAAUAAUUUCACCAUUUUUGAAGAAUUCUGA
Hydatigera taeniaeformis is the source of this 1080-nucleotide messenger RNA. Lineage: Eukaryota; Metazoa; Platyhelminthes; Cestoda; Cyclophyllidea; Taeniidae. The record is from the annotation of a GenBank genome assembly.